GGCAAAGCAGGAAAACAAUAUUUCCGCAGUCAAGGAACUCAAGUUAGAAUUAUUCGAUGAUGGAAUGGAUGUUUUACCUCUGGUGCUAUGUAACAGUGAUAAAACUGUGGAAUUCGUGUCACCUCGCGCGAGCAGAACUCACACUAAAAAUAGCGAAAUUAAUAUCAAUCGAUUAAUGAAAGAAAAUGAGAGUCAAGAAAGAGUGGAUAGACCCUGUAGAUCGCGGGCUGAGAAACCGAGACAAAGAAUACUUAAGAAUACUGAAGUAAUGCCACAGAGGAAAGGAAUAUUAAAGUUGGAUAAAACAAAAGCCAGCAAGAUUCCGAAGAUAGUUAAUUCCCCGAGGAAUUUAUUUGUAUGUUCUGCACCAAGGAUUAAAAGACGAGAUCCGGAGAGUGGUCGUAAGAGUAUGAUCCCGAGAGCGCGCCAGAGCGUCCCAAAGCGCGCGCUGGACGACAGUGCCCUCACCAGCAGCACCCCGAGAGAAGGGAAGUUAAAUGUUACUCUGUAAUUUACUGUAUUCUUAUGAUAGAUAUAUUUUCUUACUGC
Molecule: messenger RNA, 549 nt
Organism: Cydia strobilella
Lineage: Eukaryota; Metazoa; Arthropoda; Insecta; Lepidoptera; Tortricidae
Exons: 2
Coding region: 65-511 (148 amino acids)
Source: RefSeq, a predicted model, not a curated record